AUGCCGGCCUGUCUCGGCUGCAAUGGAACGUUGGACUACCGGAAAGACGUCCGUUACAGCAGAGGAAGGUCCGAGGGUGUUGUCGGCUUCAAACGACUGGGUCGUCCUGGGCGGCCGCCCGCAGGGGCGGGGGGCCAGGGCCCCGGACAUCUGGUCUCCCUGGUCAGGGCCUGGAGAGACUCUUCUCCUUCCCUUCCUUGCCAUGAAAGAUGCUCUUCAGGAGCACCGUUGGAAGGUAACUCUUUCCCCGCUUCUUUCCCUGCAGUGUAUUCCCUGGAUGGGCUGUUGGUCUUCGGUUUGCUCUUCAUUUGCACUUGCGCCUAUUUCCGGAAGGUCCCACGGCUGAAAGUCUGGCUACUCUCAGAGAAGAGAGGGGUCUGGGGGGUUUUCUACAAAGCGGCAGUGAUUGGUACAAGACUCCAUGCAGCAGUAGCAAUAUCCUGCAUUGUCAUGGCUUUUUAUGUCCUUUUCAUAAAAUGAAUCCCAACUCAUCAGAUGGACAGUGCUCUUUGAUGAACAAUGAUGCUAUAGAAAGCAUAUCUCUUUGGCUUCAGAGGACAAUAUCUCUCAGAGGAGCAUACACAGACCCCUACACGGAUGUCAAGAGGAAAUUCUCUUAUGACCAAGCUUUCUUUCAGACCAAGGGAGUGGCCUUUGUAAGAACAACCACCCUUUGUGCUUCUAGUAGAGCUUGAAUGUAACCAGCAAAUACUGUUUUGUGUGCAGAUCAUUAAAAUCAGUGUUACUGUCUGCACAAAGUAAAAAUCAUAAGUUUGUAGAAAUGGGUAAGAUGAAUUGUUUCUGGCAAAUAGAACUGGUUAAGGCUUUUCCCACAAUCUAGCAGAGCGUGAAAGGGGCAAGUGUUUUCAUUCCUGGUGUUCUAAAGGGAAUUGCUGUAAAUCUCCAAAAUGGAACAGUGGACAGUGAGGGCAGGCAUAGAUUUGUUUUCAUUUUUUUUCUUUGAUUAAUGCACUUUUAAGAUUAGAGGCUAAAGCGAUCAUAAAAACAAAUGACUGGAAAACCAUAUGGAAAACUAGCUAGUAGUAAAGUAUUUGCGCAUUUCAGAGAAGUGCUUAUGUGCUCUGUAUUCUUGAAAAUAUCUGGACCGCAGAGGGGGAAAAUGAUCUUUGGUGAUCUAUUCACAUCUCUCUUAAAGUAAUUAACAGUCCUGCUACUUUUUACAGACAUCUAAGAGUGCUGAAAUAUUUCAUGUUCUGUCAAAGCUAGCUCACAAUUGAGAAUUGCCAACAACUUAAACAUAGCCACAGUCUCUGGCAUCAAUGUUGUAGGAGAAAGCAAUGAGGUCAUAUGCUGUUACAUUAAGUUAAUAGAUGUUAAGAUGUUUAAAUCACAUUUAAAAAUCAUAACAUGUAUAUUUUGGAAAGUGUACAGACUUUAAAAAUGAAGAUUUAUCUUUAUGUUCUUUAUUUUUAAUUAUACAUUUAUAAGUUCUCUUUAGUUCACACUCCUCCUUUGAAUGGUCCUUUCCUGUCAUCUUGUGCUUAAAGUGUUGGAGGUAAACCUCCUACAUUAAAGAGCAUGUUUAACUUAUAUGUUUAAAGCUUAUGAUGUUGAAAACACUUGAUACAAACUCCAAAAUGGUUUCAAGAUUGGGACCUAAUCUUUUUAAAAAAUCCACUAUUUGUAUAACAACUUUUUUUCACAGAUAGAAAUUUAUCAUAUGUUUCUAGUUCAGCAAGAAAUAUACUGGAGUCCUAGCUUGGCCUCUGGUAUUCCAGCAAUAUGUGUUUGAAUAAAUCUGCCUUAUUUUUUAUUUCCCAAACUUCAUAUUUAAUAGACAUUGGAAUUUUUUCUUCCUUUUAAAAUAAUUUGUGAUGUAUUCUGACUGGGAUCUGAAGAAAUAAAAAUGGGUUUUGUGAACUCUAAAUUCUAGGGAAGUGGGAAGGAAAAAGCAGAGUUCAGUUUCAUAAAACA
Molecule: messenger RNA, 1935 nt
Organism: Sceloporus undulatus (fence lizard)
Lineage: Eukaryota; Metazoa; Chordata; Lepidosauria; Squamata; Phrynosomatidae
Gene: TMEM167B
Product: transmembrane protein 167B
Exons: 4
Coding region: 1-480 (159 amino acids)
Source: RefSeq, a predicted model, not a curated record